AUGGGCUGUUUCGCUCCUUAUACAGAAACGCCCAUGUUUCCACACCACAUAAAGGAGAUCCAGGACAGCCAUUAUUUCUAACUCCUUAUAUUGAAGCUGGGAAGUUUGCAGAAGAUAGAUCCGUGGAAUGCUCCAGUCGUCCUCUGGCUGCAGGGAGGGCCGGGAGGCUCAUCCAUGUUUGGACUCUUUGUGGAACACGGACCUUAUAUUGUCACAAGAAACAUGACCGUGCGUGCCAGAGACUUUCCUUGGACCACUAUAUUUUCCAUGCUCUACAUUGAUAAUCCAGUGGGCACAGGCUUCAGUUUUACUGAACAUCUCCAGGGAUAUGCAGUGGAUGAGGACGAUGUGGCACGAGACUUAUACAGUGCACUUACUCAGUUUUUCCAGUUGUUCUCUGACUAUAAAGACAAUGACUUUUAUGCCACUGGGGAGGAACCUGAGGACCAAAGUUACUACAGGAAAUUUUUGUCCCUCCCACAAGUGAGACAAGCCAUCCACGUGGGAAACCAGGCUUUUAGUGAUGGAUCCAAAGUUGAAAAGUACUUGCGAGAAGAUACAGUAAAGUCAGUGAAACCAUGGUUAACUGAAAUCAUGAAUAAUUAUAAGGUUCUAAUCUACAAUGGCCAACUGGACAUCAUCGUGGCAGCUCCCCUGACAGAGCGCUCCUUGAUGGCCAUGAACUGGAAAGGAUCCCAGGAUUAUAAGAAGGCAGAAAGAAAAGUUUGGAAGGUCCUUAAAUCUGAUCCUGAAGUGGCUGGUUAUGUACGGCAAGUGGAUAGCUUCUAUCAGGUAAUUGUUCGAGGUGGAGGCCACAUUUUGCCCUAUGAUCAGCCUUUGAGAUCUUUUGACAUGAUUAAACGAUUCAUUUUUGAAAGAGGAUGGGAUCCUUAUUGAUGGAUCAGCUACUUUCCUAAAAGAGAACGUCAG
Molecule: messenger RNA, 930 nt
Organism: Globicephala melas (long-finned pilot whale)
Lineage: Eukaryota; Metazoa; Chordata; Mammalia; Artiodactyla; Delphinidae
Gene: CPVL
Product: carboxypeptidase vitellogenic like
Biological process (GO): proteolysis
Molecular function (GO): serine-type carboxypeptidase activity
Source: RefSeq, a predicted model, not a curated record